AUGUUACGAACAUUAUUACUCAUUAUCUACUUAACUGAUUCUCACGUCCAAAGUGUUCAAAUUGAAUAUCCACCGAGUGGACAUAUUACAGAGCGUAUACGUACAGAUCUUGAUUCAGUUGAUCGAAUUUUCCGAUACUAUCUUGUUCCUCGUGAAAUUCAAUUUCAUGCCGAUGCGUUACAAGGUCGACUGUCAUUUUUUCUGCAAUGUAAAGGAACGACAAAUACUCUCAAUUUUACUAUUCCUGCAGUAGCAAAUGACCACUUAUCUCUUGAUAUGAAUAAUAACACUUAUACAAUCACUGCUACAUUAAGAAGAGAGAAAUUUCGUACCGAACUUGUUGGACGUUAUACGUGUUCAGAAAUCACUAAUGGUCAACGAUCUGAAACAUCCGUCUAUGUAUUUAUUCAAGAUGGAACUUCUGUAUUUACUAAAAGACUUUAUCCUAAAGUUUUGCGAGAAACAGGUAUGCAUUUUUUUAAUUUACCAUGUCAAACGUCAAGUUGGUUUCCACGAAUGUCAUGUCCGAUGCCAAAAGACGCAAGUCAAUGUAAAUUACGUCAAUGCAGUUCAAGAGAACGUGAAGUGAAUGAACUUAAAUGUAAUACGCCUAUGUGUGAUGGAGUAGAUGUAUGUAUUCCAGUUUACUAUACACCAUUGGAUUUGCAACCUGCAAAAGUAUUUUUCGAUCCUCAAAUUGGUUUUGCAUUAGAACAUCCAAACAUUCCAAAAACACUAUCUGAAUUCUCGUGUAUGAGUAAUUAUACGCCGAGUCAAAUAUCAAAAGUUCCAUAUGAUUCAUUCGAUCCUGAUUAUAUUGCAAUUCAUCAAUCAAGUUUAACUAUCAUGUCUGAUGAAACUCUCCGAUUGAGUUGUGAAAUUCAAUAUGGAACAAAAGUUGGCCGAAAAAUACCAAGCAUUUUUUGGUUUGAAGAUAUUUAUAAUCUUAAUCUUAUAGCAAAUGAAACUGAAAAAGCUUCAUUUAAUCCAUUUACACAAGUCUACAAUCGAAAUAGCUCAAUAACUCUUCGUGGUUUCAAGCCAGAUAAAUCUUAUCGUUUUUAUUGUGUACGUGUAUCUGAGCAAGGAAUUUAUUCGCGUUCUGUUGAUAUUAUAUGUGUUGAUAAGCCAUCACUUGAUCUUGAAGUAUCUUCAGGUGAAUCAGAUACUGCUCAGCCAGUGUCUUAUGGAUCAGAUAGCAAAUAUGAUAUAACUAUUUUUACUAUUCCACGCUCGAAAAUUCGUAUUGAAAUAACACGUAAUGGAAUUUCAUUGGGAAAUGAUAAACGUUUUGUACUCAAUUCUAUAUCGGAUCGUGAUAAUCAAUUUUAUGAAUAUGAAUUAACUAUACAUAAUAUUACAUUUGAAGAUGAAUCAAAUAUAAUGAUUACAGCCAAAUCAUCUGCAUCAGAAAACACUAAAAUCAUUAAACCAACUGUUACUGGUAAUCCGGUUGGCCAAUUUUCUUUUAUGUCAAAUGAUAUUCAACGUACAAUGCCAUGGCGUGAUGAAUAUGACAAAGAUAAAAUAAACAUUCAUACCUAUGGUAUUUAUGAAAGUGAAUUAUAUCGUGUCGUUUGUACGGUUCGUCAUCGUGCUGAUAUACAGCAACCAUUGAAAGUAUUUAUUCAUGAUGUCCAAUGUGCAGUUGAUCAUUGUCUAUCGGAUAUUAUUGAUAAAACAUGUCAAGUGUCACCCAAUUUACGCGUAUUAUCAACAGGAUCAAAUCGUAUAACUAGUUUUCAAACACAAUUUGUCAGUACUGAUGCACAAAUAAUUGAUGACCCAUCAAUAGGUCAUCAAUAUAUUUGUUGUUAUGAACAAAAUGGAUUAGUUCUAAUUGCGAAAUCAUUAACAGCAUUAGCACGUAGUCGUGAUAUGUUUACUGUACAUAAACCAGAAUUUAGUUUAGUUACUGGAGAUAUUUUAAAAUAUAGAUGUGAAGGCCAUGAAUUAAUUUAUGAUGAUCUUAAAAUGGUUUAUGACGAUGGUUUAUUUACAUAUGAAAGACAUCGUUUUGAUGCCGAAUGGAUUCUAAUUCAAAGUAAACAGCCGAAACAAACUGAUCUCGAAUGGUUAACCCCUACAAGUGAUACUAUUCGAGAUACAGUUAUUGAAGUAAAAACACUACCAUUGAGAAAAAUUGGCAAGAAUGGCUUUAUUCAAUGUAUAGCUUUAUCUAAACGAUUGGAUGUGAUUGGAAAUAUGAAUGAUACAUACAUAAUUCAAGUAGAUGAUCCUGUACCAUUAAGAUUUAAAACGAAUGCGCCAACAUCGCUUAAAUUAGAACGAAAAGAGGGUACAAAUGUUGAAUUUGAUUGUUCAUACGAUGGACAACCCAAACCAAAAGUUACAUGGCUAAAAGAUAAAGUACCAUUGACAAGUGAUGAUUCAACAUUACAACUUCGUGAUACUAAUGGAAGUAUUCAUAUCACUCGUGUUCAAACAUCUGAUACUGGUUUUUACACAUGUGAAUUAAUAAAUGGUCGUGAUUCGGUUUUACGUCGAAGUUUUGAUUUACGUGUUAAAACUUCAUAUAUUUAUUCAAAAUAUCGUCGAUUAAUAGCUGUAUUUGUAAUAUUAUCUGCAUGUGUAAUACUUAUUCUACUUAUUCUACUUAUUGUUUUGCUUGUCAAAUAUUAUAAAAUGAAAAAAAUUGUUGACACAAGUAUUUUUCAUAUUCAACAACCGGAUGAACCCGAGGAUAAAUCUAAGCCGCCGAUGUCACAAUUAACGCGUAUACGAUUACCAGAUAAUUUUGCAUCAAGACAACAAGUUCGUACAUUACUUAGUUAUGUUAAUGGUGAUACACUACCAGAAGCAAAAGAAGAUUUUAAAGAACUUGGCCACGGUCAAUAUGGUAUUGUUUAUCAAAUACGUCUACCAGAGGUUGGUCUUGUUGCUGCAAAACUAUUACCAGAAUCGAUACGUAAUAUUGAGCGUCGUCGUGAUAAACGUAAAAAAGGUGAAGAACUUGAAGAGAGUCAAGAGAUGAUUGAAAAAAAACAUGAGGCUCAAAAGAAAAAAGCCGCUGAAAUGUUAAUUGAUGAAAUUAAAGUUAUGCAUAAAGCUGGUAAACAUGUUAAUAUUGUUUCAUUACUUAAAGUUGCAUAUCCGGAAACAAAAAUAAAAUACGUAAUAACAGGUGGCCUUAUACGUGAUGAAGAUUCAUUCUAUUUAAUGGAAUUAUGUUCAAAUGGUUCACUUGAAUCAAUGCUUAAACGUUUUCUUCAACCAUCAACAAAUACAUCAGAAACAAAACUAUCAUUGUAUGAAACACUUGCUAAACAAAAACAACAAGGAAUGACAGUUGCAGAAGCAAAUGAUUCAUGUAUAUUAACAGAAGAUGAUUUAACAUUAAUUGGUUAUCAAGUUGCUUGUGGUGUUGAUUAUUUAAAUCGACGACAAAUAGCUCACUGUGACAUUGCUGCAAGAAAUGUUUUAGUUAGUUCGAGAUUUACUAUGAAAAUAUGUGAUUUUGGUUUGGCAACAUGGACAACAUAUAAAAAUUAUCGUGAGCAACUCGCACAAAAUGAUAGUGUUCAAAUUCAAAAGAAACAUAAUGAAAUAGCAACACAUAAUUUAACACCAGAACUAGCUCGAGCUAUUUUACGUGCAUCAAAUCCUGAUGAACGUAUUUUACUUAAUAAAUCAUCGAUCAAAUCCGAUGUCUGGUCAUUUGGAAUAUUUCUUUGGACUUUAUUUCUUAAAUGUCGAGUUCGACCAUUUCAUCAACUUUUGGCAGAAAUAGAAAAUCAACCUGGUGGAGAAAAUUUUUUUCAUCGACUUGCUCGUGUUGUUAGUGACGGUCGUGUUCUGAAAUAUCUUAGACAUCAACAAGAAAUUCCAGGUCAAAUUUAUGCUAUUAUUCGUGAAUGUCUUGUGGACGAGAAUCAUCGACCAGAAAUGACACGAAUUCGUGCUCUCUUAUGUCAUUCAAAAAUGUUAUCAAAACAAGCGUUUGGAUAUUAUCGAACCGAAUAUAAUCGUUAUCAAGAAGAAAAUGCAACAGAUGAAGAUAUUUUGCGGUUUGGUGACGAACAAGGUUUUAGUGAAUUACCAUCCUAUGAUGAUAAUAGUAAUCCGUCACCCCAUUCUAUUCAUAAUAAUGAUGUUACAUAUCGUCCAACAUCACCAAGUGAUUAUUAUCCGACAGCAAGUGAUAAAACAUCUAAUACAUAUUUAUCGCAAUCAGACAGAGAUUAUCCUCAACAAGAAAACGAUUCAUAUUUAACACCAACACCAACAACAACAACAACAACAACGAGAACAAAUGAUAACAAUCAACAGCGAACAAUAGCUGGUAAUGUUUCUGAUAAACUAUUGCCAUUAAUUAAUAAAUUUAAUAACAUUCCGAUACAACCCACGACUGACUCAAGUGUUCCUCGAGUUAUUCCACGAGGUCGUGCACCAUUGAGACCAACUUCAGUACAUCCACCACCACCACCGCCGCCAAACGAUAACGAAGGACCUGAUAGUUAUGUGUAA
Rotaria socialis is the source of this 4488-nucleotide messenger RNA. The record is from the annotation of a GenBank genome assembly. Lineage: Eukaryota; Metazoa; Rotifera; Eurotatoria; Philodinida; Philodinidae.